AUGGUUACCUCGCUUGUGAGCCUGAUAUGUCGCAACGAGGUCCUGCGAUCGCCGUCGUGGACUGUCGGAUGCUCCAUCGACGUCAAGCUGCACGAAUGCAACGGACGGACGUUCUGCAUUGAGUUUUGGGACGUUGGCGGGGCUGCCAAGUACGAGCGCACCCGGCAGCUGCUCUACGACCCCGCCAACGACAUUGCGGGCAUUGUGCUCGUCUACGAUCUCAGCAACAACAAGUCCUACACAAACCUGCGCCGGUGGCUCUCAGAGUUCCUCGCGGGUGCAAGCGCGGCUGUCCUGUCAUCGCCGCAGCCCCACUCGUCGCAGUCAACCGCAUCCGCGAGUCAGAGUCAGACGGCAUCCUCGAGCUUUGGAUUCUCGUUGUCCCCGUCCGGUGGGAUUACGCGCGGGCUGCCCGACGAUGAUGGGCAGCCGAAUUCGUCCUCGUCCUCGUCCUCGUCGUCGUCGUCGUCGUCGUCGUCGUCGGGGUUCUCUGUCAAGAGCCUCGUGCGGUCCAUGUCCGGACUCGAUCUCGAUGCCGAAAGACUCGCUGGAGAAUUCAAAAUCCCGAUUAGCAUUGUCGGGACCAAGAGCGAUCAGAUCACUGGCGAACACGCAAAGCCCGCCAAAUCAUCCGGCACCUUCAAUCCGUCCAGCGGAAUGGCGGGGCGUAGCGCCAAGCGAAGAUGCAGCUUGGCAGAUGAGCUCGGUGCUGAGGCCGUGAUUGAGGUGAGCUGCCUCGAGCCAUGUUUCACAACCGGAUCGGCGAAUGCUCAAAUGUUCAAGGCCUUCUUUGAUCGUAUUGUGGCCCCACGCGCCGGAUCCGUCGUACGAGACACUCGUCGCCGUUUCAUUCCGGCUGCGUUGUCAGGAAUGGACGUGAAAUCAAGAUAGUUCCCGCUUGCGUUUUUGUAUCGUUUCCAUAUUGUUUUUUGUUUCAUUUUUUUAUUUUCACUGAACAUUUUUGCAUCAUUAAAUGGGUCUUCGC
This is a messenger RNA of Capsaspora owczarzaki ATCC 30864, 985 nucleotides long. Its product is annotated as rab-like protein 3. Gene Ontology annotation, biological process: intracellular protein transport. The coding region runs from base 1 to 891 and encodes 296 amino acids. Gene Ontology annotation, cellular component: endomembrane system. The transcript has 4 exons. Gene Ontology annotation, molecular function: GTP binding; GTPase activity. NCBI's taxonomy places the organism in Eukaryota, Filasterea, Ministeriida, Capsasporidae. The record is from RefSeq and is a predicted model, not a curated record.